Prunus avium (sweet cherry) is the source of this 570-nucleotide messenger RNA. The record is from RefSeq and is a predicted model, not a curated record. NCBI's taxonomy places the organism in Eukaryota, Viridiplantae, Streptophyta, Magnoliopsida, Rosales, Rosaceae.
AUGUCGCAAUAUAUAUUAGCAGCUUGCAAUUUUGAUUUGGAAUUCAUGUAUGUCCUUAGCAGGUGGGAGGGUUCGGCUCAUGAUUCAAAAAUGUUAAGUAAAUAUUUCUUUGUGGAUUGUGGAUUCGCCAAUUGACGCUAAUUUUUAGCUUCGUUUCGAGGUGUGCGAUAUCAUCUCCAAGAUUUUGAAGGCCGUGGUCGUGACCCUAAAAAUGAAAAUGAGUUGUUCAACCUUCACCAUGCGUCCUUAAGGAAUGUGAUCGAGAGGAUAUUUGGUAUUUUUAAAUCACGAUUCACAAUUUUUAAGUCGGCUUCUCCAUUUCUAUUUAAAACACAAGCGGAGCUAGUGUUGGCAUGUGCAUCAUUACAUAACUUUCUGUGUAAGGAGUGUUAUUCCGAUGAAUUUCCUAUUGAGCCAACUAAUGAAUCUUCAUCAUCUUCAUUCUCAUCAAUAUCGGUUGAUGAAGAUGAUAAUUUUGAACAAAUUUAUCAAAUCCAAGAGCAACAAAGAGAGGAUGCUAAUGCAUGGAGAGCUAGCAUAGCUUCAAAUAUGUGGAGAGAUGCUAUCUAG